CAUUCUUGCCUAGAUUGAGGAAACAAGAUUAUUUGAAGUGCUUUCUGUGUAUUGUAGCACAUGUUCCCACCUUGGAUAAGAUUACAGUAAAGUGUCAUGCUGCAUCACUUGGCUGGUUUUCUCUUCGGUCAGGAGGACCAUUUUUUCUUUUAAUUUGACUUCUGGGAUUAUGAUUAAUUGUUGUGUACUUUCCUCCAGAGCAUCAACAUCUGGUGACAGCUGGAGACAGGAUAUCGGGUGCUCACCUUCCUCACUUACUACUCCCUGUUGGUACAGAGUCCUCUCAUAUUCCCAGUGAUAAAGGCUAUCAGGGUGGGAAGAGCAACUCAGGAAAGGAUUUCCCUUGGGUUUGUUUCCCUUUGAGAAGAGAAGAACCUGUGAACAUUGAUGAUCUAAGGAAUCCGAACACUGAUACUCGGUUCAUUUUGUGAUCCUGCCUCUCUGCCCAACUGGACCUCAGCGGCGCUCUCUGUUCUUUCACAUCCGUGAAGGUUUUUCUUCAUAUGUGGAGCUGAGACCCGGGAAUGCAUUAUUAUGGCAGCAGUUGUACAGCAGAAUGAGCUUGUGUUUGAAUUUGCCAGCAACGUUAUGGAGGACGAGCAGCAGCUUGGUGAUCCAUCUAUUUUCCCUGCGGUCAUCGUGGAGCAUGUUCCUAGUGCAGAACUCCUACAUAACUACUCUGGGUUAACCUGUGUGGAUGAACCUAGUGACAUGAUCACUGAGAACUCUCUGGACGUUGCAGAAGAGCAGAUCAUAGAAGAUGAUGAUAUCACCCUCACAGUUGAAGCAUCUUGUCAUAAUGGAGAUGAGACAAUGGAAACAAUCGAGGCUGCUGAAGCACUUCUCAAUAUGGAUUCCCCUGGUCCUAUGUUGGAUGACAAAAGAAUAACAACUAUGUUUGAUGCAACUGAAGAUGAUGAUAUCGUGUCUCCUAUUACGCACGUGUCAGUCACAUUUGAUGGGAUCCCUGACGUGGUGGCAGUUCACCAAGCCCCAGACCCUUAUGCUGAAUCACCAGAGACUCCAGAACUUGAACAACCAAAGAAGAAAAAAGGGAAGAAGUCGAGACCACCUCGUCCUGAGUCCCCUACUACAACUCCAAACAUAUGUGUGAAAAAGAGAAACAGAGAUGGAAAGGGAAAUACAAUUUAUCUCUGGGAGUUUUUACUAGCACUGCUCCAGGACAAAGCUACAUGUCCUAAAUAUAUCAAAUGGACUCAAAGAGAGAAGGGCAUUUUCAAACUGGUUGAUUCCAAGGCUGUGUCCAGGUUGUGGGGAAAACAUAAAAACAAACCUGACAUGAAUUAUGAAACAAUGGGUAGAGCUCUCAGAUACUAUUACCAAAGAGGAAUACUGGCUAAAGUGGAAGGUCAGCGCCUAGUAUAUCAAUUUAAAGAAAUGCCAAAAGAUCUCAUCUAUAUAGAUGAUGAAGAUCCUAGUCCUAGCACUGAAUCAUCAGAUUCAACUCUGCUCCCAACUGCUGUGGCCAGUAGAAACCAGUCGAGCAGAUCUAGAGCAUCUGCAAAUGCAGGAACAAAGGGAGGAUCAACCACCGUGGUAAAAACAGGGAGUUCAAAGCCUGUGAAGCUGAAGGAGCAAGUAGAAGUUGCACAGCAGCAGACAUCCAGCUCCACUUCAGAAGUUUCAAGGACAACGCAGUCUCCACAGCCAGUGCAACACACUCAGCUUUUUCGGACAGUUCAAGUAAUGCAGCCAUUGCAGCCCAUCACGGAAGAACAGGCACCUGCAACCAGUAAUGUUCCAGAUGAAGCGUUAAAUCCCUCGGUUCAGAAUGUAAGCUUGGAGAGAGCAUGUUAGAAGACCAGUAUCCUGGCUCUGUUCUGUAGCUGGGGAAAAAGCUAAUACAGACCACAGAGGAUGAGUGGGAUAUGUUGUGUGUUCACUUCUGAACUGGAGAGCUGCUACAUGAUGAAUCAGCCACAGCUUUCAUCUUGACCUUUUUGCAACCUUUGAGGUAGAAAACAUUGCAGUAAUUCAUCCUGAAGGUAACACAGGAAUGGACCACAGUGGCAAGAUGCUCAUUCAAGAGGAGAAGGAAGUAGCUGAAGGUGAAGCAUGUUUUUUUCUGGGCACGAGCAUUCUGUGUAAGAGCACUGAUGAAGCCAGCAAUAUGCCAACACAGUGGAUUGGUCCCAAUAAGCAGAGGAAAUUACCUUUGAAAGUCAUGCCUACCCCAAGCAAAUGCAUAUAUGCCUUCUGCUUUUGUUCAUAAUCUGUUUCUGUAUCCAGGCUGUGAUGUACUGGUGGUCUGACUGGAGCUCUGCUGAUGCUGAAAUACUAGACAGAUUUGUCUACCAUUAGUUUAUCAACUCUGAAAAUGUGAUUACAGCUCCUAUUUGAAAUGAAGUGUCUUUAUCAUGUGCCAUAUACGGACGUUAGCUUGUGUAAAUUGUGUAGUCAAUGUCACCAUUAUGUUCUGUAAUCAUACUUUACACACUGUCUAUGAUGGUUUUGCUCGAACUUGCAUAAUCACACAGACACAGGGAGGCACUCUGGCACCAUCUUACUGAGAGUUUGCAGUGACCAUCUGCUUCAGUCCUUUUACCCUGAAUGACAGUCAAAUCUGCAUGAUGUCAGCUAAUGUUGUAGCCCAUCAGUCCUUUGCCGUUCCUGUAGGUUAUGCUGAAUAAAAACUGUCACAGGCUUCAGUCUCACUAAAGAGCUUGCGAGGGCUCUCUGGGACUUGAUGGUGAAUAUGAGUGAAGGAAUGCAAUGCCAGCUGAGGACUUCUAGAUAAUCAGAAGCAACUCCUGGCUAACACUUGGAAAGCUUGAUGUUGGUCAGCCAGCAUCAGUGCACAUGCUUUGCUUCUGUUUGCAGCUAGACAGUUGUCUUCUGUCAGUGCAACAAGUUGGGUCUUCAUGCUCCAAAGGCAGAUCUUCAGUAGAAACUCGCCAGCACCACCAACUAGUUGAUACUUGUGGCUCUGGCUCACUGCUGCUGUAGCUUUCCCCAGAGGAAGGGAAGGAGGUGAUUGUUGAGAAGAGCUGAUCUCUGUCAUCUCUUAAGUGCAGGCUUGACUGUUUCAGGUUUCAGGGUGGUGAAGAAAAUCCCCUUCCUGAGGGAAGUGUUUGUCAGAAAUAGGCUGAUGUGAUCUCAGUGAACUUCUACAAUAAAGACUCGUUUAGCUUACAACAGGGUGUGUUUCUCAGGACAUAUUUACAAUAGGGAUAGCAAACAUUUUGAUUUGAUUCUCCUGCAGCUGAGACCUUCUCUUAAGCCCAUUUCUGAUGUAAUAUCUGUGGUAGGUAGGAAGAAGGCUGCUUACAGCAGAAGGGACUUCAAAGUCAUCUAGACAGAUUAAUUUUGUUUCAGGUGAGCAUGCAGUUUUGAAAAACUCUGGGAAGAAGAGUGUAAGACUGCAUGGGCCAGUAAAAAGGACACCGUGCCUGAGAGCUGAGUCCUCUGUCUCUGUCCUCAUGAUGUAAAGAUACUAUCUUGUCCAGGGAAAGCUAGACAAGAACAGGCAAGUUCUGCCCUCCCUUCGGAGGAGGCUGUGUUCAGUCAGGGCAUGAAGGGAUCAGGUGCCUUUCUACCUCUCAUGGACAUUUUCCCCCAGAUUGCUUAAGCAGCUCCUGUCUGUGUGGCUUCCCCUGAGGAAGAGCAAGUGGCUAUGGGGCAGUGUGUUGGGGUGAGGUAUUGACAGGACUGCUGAUGACUGAGGAUCAUGCACAUGAGCACAGCUGUGGAGGAGAGCUCCUGAGAUGCCUUUGGCUAAUGCUUCCUACAGUACCCCAGAAGAGAUUGCCUCUCAACUAGGGCAUCUGAAUUGGUUCUGACAAGCACAUCCCACCCCCUCACCUCCCUCAAGCUCUUCCUAGCUUGACUCAGUGAGCCGUUUGCAACCAGCUAGCUGAACAAACUGGGAAAGUCCCUGGAAAUAUGCCUGUUUAUCUCGAGGCCAUCAUUUUCCAUAUGCUGUAGAUUGAACAUGUGUGUUGGAGAGGGAAUUCUCUUCUGUUACCUCUCUCUGUGUAUUUCUUAAUAUUGCCUUGUUUCAUUUGCUUUUUUGGCUGUGGAAUACCUUGUUUACCUUGGCUUGUAGCUUCAGGUUUUGGGUUGUUUGUUGUUUUUUUUUAUCUUCUCCCUUUCUCCAUUUCAUAAAUUUCACAUAAAUUACUGUGAAUAAACUUGUUUUUCUUGCCUGUCA
Molecule: messenger RNA, 4171 nt
Organism: Neopsephotus bourkii (Bourke's parrot)
Lineage: Eukaryota; Metazoa; Chordata; Aves; Psittaciformes; Psittacidae
Gene: ELF1
Product: E74 like ETS transcription factor 1
Exons: 9
Coding region: 535-1818 (427 amino acids)
Biological process (GO): regulation of transcription by RNA polymerase II; cell differentiation
Cellular component (GO): nucleus
Molecular function (GO): sequence-specific DNA binding; DNA-binding transcription factor activity, RNA polymerase II-specific
Source: RefSeq, a predicted model, not a curated record